Molecule: messenger RNA, 477 nt
Organism: Ylistrum balloti
Lineage: Eukaryota; Metazoa; Mollusca; Bivalvia; Pectinida; Pectinidae
Product: angiopoietin-related protein 7-like
Exons: 4
Coding region: 1-477 (158 amino acids)
Source: RefSeq, a predicted model, not a curated record
AUGGAAACCGCAGAUGGACCCUGGACGGUGAUACAGAAUAGACAAGAUGGACAGGUGGAUUUCUACAGGAAAUGGGCGGACUACAAGAAUGGAUUCGGAGACAAGAAUGGAAACUUUUGGUUAGGUAUACUUGAGGCAAUCCAUCAGCUUACUCAGAAGCCAUCUGUCUUGAGAAUCGAACUGACCUCUUGGCUUGGUGAUUCUGCAUAUGCUCAGUAUUCCACCUUCAGUAUUGCUGAUGAAUCCAAGAAUUAUAGACUUUCUAAAUCAGGGUUUUCAGAAAACACGUCUGACGCAAUGGCCUACCAUAAUGGUUCACCAUUCUCUACAUACGACAAAGAAAACAACGCAAAUGCUUGUGCCAGUCGUUCGUCAGGCGCUUGGUGGUACAAAAAUUGUUUUUGGAGUAACGGAGUGCACAGCAAAGAUGAAAAUGGAGGCAUGAUUUGGUGUGUGUUCUACUCUGUUCCAGGGUAA